This is a messenger RNA of Ectocarpus siliculosus, 636 nucleotides long. NCBI's taxonomy places the organism in Eukaryota, Phaeophyceae, Ectocarpales, Ectocarpaceae. The record is from the annotation of a GenBank genome assembly.
AGGUGUAUCACCUCAAGCAGCCGGUCGCACCAUGCCGAAGCAAAUCCACGACAUCAGGGACUUCCUGCAAAAGGCUCGCCGCCGCGAUGCCAAGUCUGUGAAGAUCAAGAACAACAAGGCGACUCACUCGACCAAGUUCAAGAUCCGCUGCUCCAGGUACCUGUACACCCUGUGCGUCACCGACAAGGAGAAGGCCGACAAGCUCACGCAAUCGCUUCCCCCCGGUCUUCACAAGAAGCAGCUCCAAUGAUUCAUCUCAUCCGUCUCGUUCAGACUGGAUUCGUCUCAAGGUUUCCUAGCUUCCUGAUGACGGGGUUGACUUUGCUGCCGGGACCGGACCUCUCGAAUCGAUGGGUUUCGUCUUCUCUGCUGUGAUGGCUCGGGGAUGGGAGGGAAGGGGGGGAUGUUCAUCUCCAAUCGACCCGUUGUUGUCACUUGCGUGAUUAUGCACGGGCUCGCGCCCUUCCUUUCUCGAGUGCGGAUGCGGAGGGAUAGCGUUGACACUGCUUGUGUUGGAAGUGGCUGGGAUGUUGAAGGUUGGUCGGUUGUUAAUGCCGAGCAUUUGAGAUUUGGGAUUUUAAGGGAGGUGCCGAGCUGACUGCUGCUCUCGAAAAAAUAUGAUUUUUUUGAAACACA